Molecule: messenger RNA, 1335 nt
Organism: Actinia tenebrosa (Australian red waratah sea anemone)
Lineage: Eukaryota; Metazoa; Cnidaria; Anthozoa; Actiniaria; Actiniidae
Product: chromatin modification-related protein MEAF6
Cellular component (GO): histone acetyltransferase complex
Source: RefSeq, a predicted model, not a curated record
AAUCGGAAGUGAACCAAGAUGGCGGCGCCCAACAAAGUAACAGAUACUCGAACAGAGCUGGCAGAACUGAUCAAAAAACGGGCARAUAUUGCUGAAAGCCUAGCGAACCUAGAAAGACAGAUUUACGCAUUUGAAGGAAGUUACCUGGAAGAUACGCAGCUGUAUGGAAACAUUAUUAGAGGAUGGGAUAGACUGUUGACAAGCAAAACAACAAACACAAAAGUUGAAAGACGGAACAGAAAAUUUAAAGAUGCUGAAAGAUUAUUCUCCAAGUCAUCUAUUACAUCUCAUGCUGCCAUUGCAGCAGGAGGACUCACAGAUCCUCAGGGAGAUAAAAAAGAUGUGAUGGAAUCAGAAGUCAAUAGUAACCAUAUCCAUCAUUCUCAUCCAAAUCCAAAUCAUGUCUCACACUCACACAUUGGCAAAGUACAUAAAGCAUCUCAUAAAAAGCGAAAACACAAGAGACACAGAAUUGAACUGAGAGUCAAAAAAGCUGGUCAUCGAUCAAGAGAGCCAAGCAUAGGAGAGCUAGAGGAAGAACUGGACGACUAAUGUGCUUACCUAACAGACAGAUGGACAGACAGACAGAUAGACGGACAGACAAUUGAUAUUCCUUGCUCAUAAAUUGUAUAUAGUGCUGCACAUACAGACGAUAAAUCCUAUUAUGGCAAAGGCUGGUCCCCUGGCAUUACAGUAGAUCUGUUGUUGCAAGACAUCUCUUCCCUUUAGUCUUCUUUCUUGCUUUCUUGUAGUAGAGUAAAUAUGUACUUGGCCAGUGAAAAAAUAGUAAGCUAGAGCAGUUUUCAUUUGACUAAAAAGCUCAGUGCUGUGUGUAUUUCAUGCAAUGACGGCCGUGGUGCUUUCUAGAAUUUUGAUUGGCAGAUUUUUUUCUUGCACAAUGUGAUUGGUCUGACAGUGCACUGACCUUGGCAUGUCUAUGUCCAUGCCAUGUCCGUGCUGUGUUUUGGGCAUUUGAUUGGAUGGAGAGUAAAUUUUUGAGCAAUCUUAUAGGUCUGGCAUAUGCCUUGCCGUGUCACGGCCGUGUUCGUGCUGCAAGCUUUUCGCAGUCAUAGGAAAACUGCUUUAAUAGUAACACUAGUCCCUUUUUAGCACAGAUCAUAAAACAGAAAAUAAAAGAAUAAGGCUGAUAUUCUUUUACCAAUACAAUUUUACUUUUUUUAAUGCAAUGCGUAAUGCUACACAAAGAAAUUUUAAACUUCAAAAUGCAAUGACGACUCGACUGUACCUGGAUUCUAAAGGGUCAGGGAACCAAUCAGAUUGCUUUACAUCUGGAUCAGCUUUCCAUAUAAUAAAUACUUGUAUCUUCAACUUGUA